This is a messenger RNA of Sphaerodactylus townsendi, 2439 nucleotides long. RefSeq names its product beta-1,3-galactosyltransferase 4-like. Gene Ontology annotation, molecular function: N-acetyl-beta-D-glucosaminide beta-(1,3)-galactosyltransferase activity. The record is from RefSeq and is a predicted model, not a curated record. Bases 1 to 1119 code for a protein of 372 amino acids. Gene Ontology annotation, cellular component: membrane. Lineage: Eukaryota; Metazoa; Chordata; Lepidosauria; Squamata; Sphaerodactylidae. The transcript has a single exon.
AUGGGGCCGGCGGGGGCGCGGGGCGCGGGGCUGCUGGGGGGCUGCCGGCUCCGGUGCCGGCGGCGGGUGGCGGCGGGGCUGCUGGCCGGCCUGGUCUGCCUCUCGGCGGCCGCCUUCCUGUGCAGCGGCGGCCACGAGGAGCUCUUCUCGCGGGCCCUGCCCCUCUGGGCGGCCGCGGGCGGCGGGGGCCCCCCCGCCGCCCCCCCUGCGCCGCCGCCCCCGCCCCGCCGCCCCGCGGAGUUCGCGCUGGAGCCCCCGCCGCCCCCCGCCUGCGCCCCCCCGACGGGCCCGCGGCGGCGGCGGCUGCUGCUGCUCUCGCUGGUGGUCAGCGCCACCGACCACGCCGAGCAGCGCCAGGCCGUGCGGGCCACGUGGGGCGGCGUCGGGGGGUCGCCUCCGGGGGCGCUGCGGACCUUCUUCGUGGUGGGGCUGCCCGGGGACCCCUCGCGGCAGGCGGCGCUGGAGGAGGAGGCGCGGCAGCACGGGGACCUGAUCCAGGGGCGCUUCGUGGACACCUACGCCAACCUGACCCUGAAGACCCUGGCGCUGCUGGGCUGGGCCGCCUCCCGCUGCCCCGCGGCCGCCUUCGUGCUCAAGGUGGACGACGACGUCUUCAUGAACCUGCCCGCCCUGGCCGCCCACCUGGACGCCCUGCGCGACCCCUGGGGCCUCUACCUGGGGCGCAUCCACUGGCGGGUGCGGCCCGACCGGAACCCCGCCAGCCGCCACCACGUGCCCGCUGCCCUGUACCCCGGCGACGUCUUCCCCCCCUACUGCAGCGGCACCGCCUACGUCCUCUCGGGGGACGCCGUGGCCGCCGUCCUGGACGCCGCUCGCCACGUGCCCCUGGUCCCCGUGGAGGACGCCUUCGUGGGCCUCUGCGCCUGGCGGGCCGGCAUCACCCCCCGGCACGUGGUCCGAAUGGCGGGCUCCACCCACUUCCCUGCCGACCCCUGCUGCUACCGGGAGGUCCUGUUCAGCGUCCACGACGUGGCGGCCCCCAAGAUGGUGGACAUGUGGCAGAGGGCCUGGCGCCAGGAAGCAGCCUGCACCUUCUUCCAGCGCGCCUUCGGGAUCCUCCGGUGCCGGAUCCUGUCUUGGAUGGAAGCCGGCCUGUGAGGAGGAGGAGGAGGAGGAGGAGGCCCGGAGGAGCUGGCUGGAACCUCCACGGGAGACGUGGCCACGGGAGAGCCGACCCCUGGCUGGACUGGGGGAUUGUGGCUUUCCGCCUUGCAGCAACAGGAGGACGCUGAUACGUGUGGCCCCGCUGAGGAUACAGCCAGUCACUCCGUCUUUUGUAUGUGACUGCGGGAGGGACACACACACACACACACACAAAAGUGCCUUGUACUUCUACAAGCUGGGGUGGGGGGGCGGGGGGGGGGCGGUGUCUGCCACAGUCGAUAGCUGUCUCUUCAGACCGGCAGCUGCUUUGCAGGAUCGCAGGCAGGCAGGGUCUCCCCCGUCUUUCCCCCUUCAGAGUCCUGGAGAAUUUGGGGGGCAGGAGGAGGGAGCGCCCCCUCCUCUGGCUCAGCCGGCAUGAACCCCCACCACCAAGGAGAACAGAAUCCAGAGUUUUCAACGUACAGCCCCCCCCCCCCCCCAAUCCUCCAGACUUUUCCAAGAUUCAAUUUCAGGAGCACUUGCAAGAUCAACAGGAUCUCCAGGGUGGGACCUCUCAAGAGUUCAGGCUUUGGGUACCUGAAGACCUUGCGGGCGCUCCUGGGCUCGAAUCUUGCUUCUCUGCUUAGUCUUGGUAGGCCACAAAGUGAAUCUGAGUCAGCUGUGUGAUGCGGCAGCCAAGGAAGCCAAUGCGAUUCUCAGCUGCCUCAACGGGACACAGAGUGUCUAGAUUGAGGGCCGUAACAGCACCUCUCUUUGGACAGACCUCGCCUGGAGUCCUGUGUUCAGUUCUGGGCAUCACAAUUCGAGGAGGACACUGACAGCUGGAACGGGCCCAGGGGAGGGCGGCCAAACUGGUAGAAGGUCUGGAGUCCGUGCCCUGCGAGGAGAGGGAGGUUAGAGCUGGGGACAUUGAGUUUGGCAAAGUGGGGUGGGGACGACAUGAUAGCUAUUUUUAGAUAUUUCAUAGAAUCAUAGAGUUGGAAGAGACCACAAGGACCAUCAAGUCUAAUCCCCCUGCCAUGCAGAAACACACAACCAAAGGAGGAGAUCCCACCACACCCCGAGGCAGCGUAAUCCACUGUCGAACAGCCCUGACUGAAGGGAUAUCGUGUCAAAGAGGGAGCAAGCUUGCUUUCUGCUCCUCAAGAGACUGGAACAUUGGAGUAAUGGAUUCAAGGUGCAGGAAAAGAGGUCCCGCCUAAACAUCGGGAAGAACUUCCUGUGUGGCCGUGGAAUGUGCUGCCUCAGAGGGGGGUGGAGUCUCCUCCUUUGGAGUCUUGUAAACAGAGGCUGGGUGGGCCUCUGUCAAGGGUG